Melitaea cinxia (Glanville fritillary) is the source of this 2232-nucleotide messenger RNA. RefSeq lists its product as uncharacterized. The transcript is spliced from 16 exons. Gene Ontology annotation, molecular function: metal ion binding. The record is from RefSeq and is a predicted model, not a curated record. NCBI's taxonomy places the organism in Eukaryota, Metazoa, Arthropoda, Insecta, Lepidoptera, Nymphalidae. Gene Ontology annotation, biological process: spermatogenesis. Bases 1 to 2232 code for a protein of 743 amino acids.
AUGACACGGGUUACACUGCACGGACCGGUUCCGCGCUCCUGCGUUAAAGCCUCCUUUGUUCUCUCGCUUUACACUUGUUGUCUAUGGAGUUUUGUGGAUCUGGCUACAAUAACUACGCACCGCCAACAUGAAAUGGAAGCAAGGAUUAACGUUUUUGCAGAUAAAUGUGACCUGGCUAUUCAAGAUAUUAAAAAAUUAAAAAUGCAGGCUCAAAGUUUUUUGGGUCGCUUAAACUGCCAACCUUCAGAGUUGAAAGAAAGAUUCCUAAGCUGUAUGAAACAGCUAGAUGAAUACAUAUAUCUUAUUACAGAUUUUAAUCUUGCGAUGAGUAAACUGGAUUCAACUAUCAGUACCAAUUCUACACCUGUUCUUGAUGUCUCCAACCGUCCAUUACCCCAACCACCUCUUGAAACGUUUAACUUAAUAGAUGCUUUGAGUGAACCAACUCCAUCCACUUCAAAAGCUCAUCCAACUGCAUGUUGCAACCAAUACCCAUCAGAGAAGCCAAUUCAAAAGAAAAUACCCAAAGAGGACCAACUCCUGAUAGCGUUCUCAAGUGCAUCAUGUUCUUCAGAGAGUGUGCCAAUAUCUAAGAUUGAAAAGGAAGUGCAAUGUGAAAUUGUAGAAGAAACUAAGAAACUGACAUUAGAUGACACAAGUCUAGCAGUGGAGGAAUGCAAGCUACCAGCGCAAACAUUGCUUCAGAUAGAUCACAUAUACCCUGCAACGAUUAUGCAUGUUGAUGGCCUCUCUUUUUGGGUGAUUGCUGACGAUAUUGAUGAUGUCUACAAGCUAAUGAUUCAAAUGACAAGCUAUUACAAAGAGAAUAGGAAACAGCUGAAGUUGGACGAGGUGAUGGCGCUCACAUAUUGCUCUUAUUAUGACGACGAGAGUGACUGCUAUUAUAGAGCCCUCUUUAUUAGACUCACAGAGGAUGACAUGAGUGUGGCGGAGGUGUUCCUAGUGGACACGGGUGAAACAAGGUGCGCCUCCAUUGCUACCAUACAACCUCUCGAUCCGAUCUUCUGCAAGAAGCCGCCCUUCGCACGUUGCUGCCACUUUGCUGGGGUGGACCUACUGGGCUAUCGCAGCAAGGAACUACUCGAGAAACAGGAAUUGUUUUUGAAGAACUAUAUGGGCGAGCAGUGUAACAUCAAGAUUGAUGACAAGUAUUCAUCAGAAGCUCUGGAUGUUUACGUGAUUCUACCAUCAGGAGAUACCAUCAAUGACCUGUUGGUUCAUUAUGGACUAGCACUUAAAAUCGACAAAUCAAAUGUAUCAGCGGACAGUGACGCCGCCAGAGGUUUGAAGGAGUUGAGUGAAGCAAACUUCGAUAUAACGGAGGGUCCAGAGUACGAAGACCCGCUUGUAGCUGUUACGGGCUACCACAGCAGAGACGAAAUGGACAUCUGCAAACAUUACAAGGGCGGUCCGGAAAAGACUUGUUACAAAGGAUUUCGCUGCACCAAGAGACACGUCUUGAAACAUCCAGACGGCUGGACGCGCGACCGCGUGCCGGUGGCGGCGCGCUGCCGGGCGCGCGCGCUGCCGCCGCCGGGCUCGUGGGCGCGCGCGCACGUCACGCACGUCGCGCACUUCAACCGCUUCUACGUGCACUUCCUCGACGACAGCGACCCCGCACUCGUAUUUAUUACAGAAAAUAUGCCAUCACCGAGUUUCGGGGUAGUUCUUCCGCCGACCAACCUGAACUCCCUCAUUCUAGACAUGAACUCUCCCGCCACUAGAUUGACGUACAAACCACUUGAGAUGAUACCGGCGCCGGGUGAACUGGUGGCGGCGCUGUACCCGCCGGACGAGCAGUGGUACCGCGCGCGGGUCAUCUCUUCCACCAGGACAGAUCAGAGCGUCGAAGUAAUAUACAUAGACUAUGGCAACGUUGUCUGGGUGAAGGAAAAUGCAGUACGACAACUCGAACCCCGGUUCUGGGCUCUCGAAGCUCAAGCCAGCCGCUGUGUGCUAGCCGGUGUCACCGCUAAGACAUCCGACUCGAGUCAAUGGGCCGCUGCUAAGAAUGCACUCCAUGCGCUCAUACACGAACAAAGGCUACAAGUACAUGUGAUAGCUAGACAUUAUGAUGAGGUUACAGUGGAACUAUUUGACAGCGAAGGUGUUAACAUAGCGGAGCUACUAGCGGACCAGGGGUUCGUGAAAUUGACGGAAUACGAUAUAGAUGACGACACGAACGUAAAACAGAAGCUGGUAAUACCUUAA